AUGGCCUCCGGGCCCUCCAUCAUUCGCAAGUCGGGCAGCAGCAACAAAUGCAGCCUCGAACUCGUGAAUUCGCUUCGCGACAGCUUCUCCGAGGCCAAGCGCGAGCAUGCCGUCGCCGCGCAAGCAAAUGGCCACAGCGUCGCCCAUGGCAUCGCCAACGGCCACUCCAACGGAAACAACGUCGGAAACGGCAACGGCAUCCGCAGCGGCACGUCGACGCCGCCAACGCCUGCCGAGGCUUGGACCGAGACAGAUGGCAAAGUCCUGUACAUCCCGCGGAUCAACUGGCAGGCUGCCGGGCUACGAGACGAACGGAAUCAGUACGAAAUCACGGUCAAGAUUUUCCUGCUGCCCGCGACAUCCGUGGAGCAGCGGGUGCAGUACAUUGGGGAGGCGUUGGCCCUCGUCAGCAAGGAACUCGGCGUUCAGACCAUCGACCUGCUCGUCGCAUCGUUUCCUGGCAUAUCCUUUGAAGGAACGUGUGAGUGGGAGGCCGACAAGAGGAACGCCAGCCAGGGCAAUCUGGAUGAGGAGCUGGCUACGUGGAGGAUAUUUGAAGAGUUGCACAACCAAGGACUCGCCAAGCGACUUGGCGUGGCUGAAUUUGGCAGCGACAAAUUGAGCGCCUUCGUCAAGCGUGCCUCGGUCCCCCCUGCUGUUGACCAGAUCAACCUGCACGAUUGUUGCAAUGUGCCGCCGCCGCUGAAACAGCUAGCUGAAGCCCACGGCAUCGAGCUGAAUGUUCACCGCGACUGUACCGACAUCCUGCCUCCGGGGACUCUGCGGGAACUCCUCGGUUCGGGGCCUCGGGGAGCCAAUGUGCUGGCUGACGCGGACAAUGGGGGGGUCGGACUGCAGGGGGAUAUAGUCCCCCAGUGGGCUGUGCGAUACAUGGCGUUUGUACGGGAUCGCGGUGUGAUUGAAAAGAAGGGAUAUUUUGCCGGAGCAGAGCUUGUUGGGGCAUAG
This is a messenger RNA of Metarhizium album ARSEF 1941, 966 nucleotides long. Its product is annotated as glutamate-cysteine ligase regulatory subunit. Gene Ontology annotation, biological process: glutathione biosynthetic process. NCBI's taxonomy places the organism in Eukaryota, Fungi, Ascomycota, Sordariomycetes, Hypocreales, Clavicipitaceae. The transcript has a single exon. The record is from RefSeq and is a predicted model, not a curated record. The coding region runs from base 1 to 966 and encodes 321 amino acids. Gene Ontology annotation, molecular function: enzyme regulator activity; glutamate-cysteine ligase catalytic subunit binding. Gene Ontology annotation, cellular component: glutamate-cysteine ligase complex.